Messenger RNA from Haliotis rubra (blacklip abalone), 1564 nucleotides. RefSeq names its product multiple epidermal growth factor-like domains protein 10. NCBI's taxonomy places the organism in Eukaryota, Metazoa, Mollusca, Gastropoda, Lepetellida, Haliotidae. Gene Ontology annotation, molecular function: scavenger receptor activity. The record is from RefSeq and is a predicted model, not a curated record. The transcript is spliced from 3 exons. The coding region runs from base 41 to 1012 and encodes 323 amino acids.
AAUCAACGGAAACACUGAUUCCUUUCAUGGCAUCUACUUCAUGACAUGUUUAUUAUUUCAGUGUACACUCUCCACUGUGUUGCUGAUUCAGCUUGUCUGCUGCGGAACCAGUGCGAAGGUCUGCAAUGAAUCAAGAUGUACUUUGUGUAAAAGUGGCACAUGCGAGGAGUGUUUGUAUGGGUACUGGGGGUACCAGUGUGAACACGCCUGUGUCAGCUGCUGGUUGGGGGGCUGCCAUAAACUGACAGGGCGGUGUCAUCAGUGUCUUCCUGGACGAUACACCGAGGGUUGUGACACACUCUGCCCCUCUACCUGCCGUCUAAGCUACGACAACGUGAGGAACUGUCACCGGACCAGCGGCAAGUGUCUGGAAGGAUGUGCUGAAGGAUGGUGGGGGUCCACGUGUAACGAAACGUGCGGUCAAGGAUGUAAGAAGAAGGCUUGUUACCAGGAGGACGGCGUCUGCAUAUCUGAUUGUAUGGAAGGGUGGCAUGGACGUAAAUGUGAUAAACAUAACUGUCUGAAUAAACACAAGUCUGGCCGGUGCAUUGAUGGCUGCAAGGAUGGUUGGACAGGUGAAGUCUGCAGCGAGAGGUGUGGCGCUGACUGCAUGAAAUGCCAUCGGUACUCCUCAGUAUCGUGCCUCAUGUGCAAAGCAGGGCUUUACGGCACCGACUGCCAGUCUGAGUGUUCGGCGAACUGCGUGAACACUACAUGUAACAUGGCAGGAAAGUGUGAAAAUGGUUGUAUGACUGGAUUCCACGGCAAGAAAUGCGAGAUGGCGUGUCCGUACAGAUGUCUUGACUGUGACCAGACUUCGGGCACCUGCAGAAGGUGCGAGAUCGGAUGGACGGGCCCCCAGUGUAUCGAUCUGCCGGUCUCCUAUGCUACUUACCAGCCAGAUACACCAGAGUUAACGAAUGGCUGCAACCAAAUGGCAGAGGUUAAAUUAACAACAAUUGCGAUGGUGUUGUCAGCAGUUCAUCACAUGAGCAGCGUCCUUGAACGUUAAAAGUUGCCAGUGUAUUAGCAUACAUAAUGGGUUAUAUUUUAAAAAACAACAAUGCAAACUUAGGUAAUUUGCCAUCUCAGUGGCACAAAACUAUAUCCAUUUUUGAGAUAUCCGUGAGAUAGCGAUCUUGGGUUUGGAUACAUUUACCAUCCAUUUGCACAAAGUGAUAAUAUGUCGAGAUUAUCUUGACAAUCAAAUAAUAAUGACGUUUAAGAGUGGGUCUGUUUCAAAGGAAUAAUGUGUACCACAUUUAAGGAUUGCGUUCAUUUUCUGUGUGAUUCAAACGACCCAGUGGCAACUCAGAGAAGGACUUAUCACGUGAAGGAACAACAAAACGAUAACUUACAAUGUAAUUUCCUCCCGACCCCAUAAUUAGAGAACUGUAGUAUGGCCUACAUUUUAAUGGGUUAAAGACAUAACACAUUGUUAGAUGUUAGCUAAUGUAUGUACCCGUUAUACACCAUAUACCACCAAGUUAUCUCCGAUUGAUCUAUAUUGUGCUCUUAUUUUAUUUUUCUUGAAUAUUAAUAAAGUUAAGCUGAGUUAUUGUUU